AUGGAUUAUCGAUCGCCCCACGGUGCUCCACCAUCAUACACAGCCCAUCACAACCAUCACAGCCAUCACGAUGGUGCAUUGCGUAUGACUAUCGAAAGGUCGCCUACCGAUGGUUAUGCCCUGCAAAAUGUUGUGGCCAUUGCCCCGGGUCAAAUUGAUCCACGCGAACACUAUCUUUUGGUCAACGAUCAAUAUAUUUUCACUGCAAGACAAGACAAUACUAUGCAACGAGGGGUGCUCGGUACCAGUGCUAUGCAACGACGAUGGGCCCAAUUUUCAUUGAAUGAAGAAGUCUCUGUCAAGCCAUACGACCCAUUUGCUACUGGUGUGGAUAUCUAUCUUGCGAUGCUCAAAGUGGAAGUUGGGUUCCUGCGCAAGAGUACCCAGAACACGGAUGAUUUUGAUACCGAAAAGAUGAGCGAGGCAUUUUCCAAUAACUUUCACAAUCAAAUCUUUUCCGUGGGUCAAUUGUUGGUAUUUGAGUUCCAUGGUAUCAAUCUCUCAUGCAAGAUUACGGAUAUGGAAGUGGUUGAAUUGGAGACGCUCAAGCGACAAACCAAGGGCGAGAUUGAUGUUCAUGCUGAAGGAAAUUCACGAGCCACCUGCGGCGUCUUGAUGCGUCAAACGAUGAUCCAAUUUAGCAAAUCGAGCGAGUCCACCAUCCGUCUCAAGGGUGCCAAGAAAUCUUCAAAGGCACAGCAAUUGAUCAAGGCUGAUUUCAAGUUUGAGGAUCUUGGUAUUGGUGGUCUUGACAAGGAAUUCAGUGCUAUCUUUCGACGUGCUUUUGCAUCUCGUAUCUUCCCACCCAGUAUUGUCGAGAAAUUGGGCGUGCAACAUGUCAAAGGUCUUUUGUUAUAUGGUCCACCUGGUACGGGCAAGACACUGAUUGCUCGACAAAUCGGCAAAAUGCUCAACGCUCAAGAACCCAAGGUGGUCAGUGGCCCUGAAGUCCUAAGCAAGUUUGUGGGUCAAAGUGAAGAGAACGUGCGUAAGCUCUUUGCCGAUGCAGAAGCCGAGUACAAGUCCAAAGGAGAAGAAUCAAGUUUGCAUAUCAUCAUUUUCGACGAAUUGGAUGCUAUUUGCAAGCAGCGUGGCAGCCGUGGUGAUAGCACGGGUGUUGGUGAUUCAGUGGUGAACCAAUUGUUGGCAAAGAUGGAUGGUGUAGAUCAGCUGAACAACAUCCUGAUCAUUGGUAUGACCAAUCGCAAGGACAUGAUUGAUGAAGCUUUGUUGCGUCCAGGUCGUCUCGAGGUUCAUAUGGAAAUUGGAUUGCCGGAUGAAAAUGGCCGUUUGCAGAUUCUCAAAAUCCAUACAAGCAAGAUGCGUGAUAAUGACAUUUUGGAUUCAGACGUAUCCCUUGAUGAACUUGCCAACCUGACCAAAAAUUACAGUGGUGCUGAACUCUCUGGUGUUGUCAAAGCAGCUUCUUCUUAUGCCUUUAGUCGCCAUACCAAGGUCGGCACGGUAGCAGGCGUGGCACCCGAUGUGGAAAACAUGAAGGUGAACAUGGAUGACUUUUUAGCGGCCCUGCAAGAAGUUCCUCCUGCAUUUGGUGUAUCGGAGACCGAGUUGCAGCAAUGUGUUCAAAAUCACAUUAUUCCUUUUGGUCCCCAUAUCGAGCAAAUACUAGCCGAUGGCAAGCUGUUUGUCGAUCAGGUUCGUCAGUCAUCACGCACACCCGUGGUCAGUGUAUUACUUCAUGGUCCUGCUGGAAGUGGCAAAACAGCAUUGGCUGCUACCAUUGCUUUGGAAAGCGAAUUCCCUUUUAUCAAGCUUAUUUCCCCUGAAACCAUGGUCGGAAUGACCGAGUCGGCCAAAAUCUCGGAGAUCCACAAGGUGUUUAAUGACUCGUACAAGUCACCCUUCAGUGUCAUUGUGAUUGAUAAUAUCGAACGUCUUGUUGAUUGGGUACCUAUCGGUCCACGAUUUUCCAAUGCCGUUUUGCAAGCGUUACUUGUGCUUAUCAAGAAGAAACCACCAAAAGAUCGUCGUCUGCUGAUUCUGGGAACAACAACUGAACGCCGGGUUCUUGAUCAGAUGGAUAUGGCGGAUGCUUUCAAUUCCGAGAUCUAUGUUCCCACCAUCACGUCCCUGGAAGGCAUUGACAUUGUGUUACAGCAAUUGGGACUCUUCACCGAUGCCGAACGUCAACGCACCAUGUCGUUAUUGCAACAAGCUGGCAUGGAACAACGUCUUGCCAUUGGUAUCAAGAAGCUAUUGAUGGUCAUUGAAAUGGCCCGGCAGGAUGCGGAUAAGAUUGAAAAGUUUGUCAAUACCCUGUUAUCCCUAUAG
Messenger RNA from Lichtheimia ornata, 2292 nucleotides. RefSeq lists its product as uncharacterized. Gene Ontology annotation, cellular component: Golgi stack. Gene Ontology annotation, molecular function: ATP binding; ATP hydrolysis activity. The record is from RefSeq and is a predicted model, not a curated record. NCBI's taxonomy places the organism in Eukaryota, Fungi, Mucoromycota, Mucoromycetes, Mucorales, Lichtheimiaceae. The coding region runs from base 1 to 2292 and encodes 763 amino acids. Gene Ontology annotation, biological process: SNARE complex disassembly; intra-Golgi vesicle-mediated transport; Golgi to plasma membrane protein transport. The transcript has 13 exons.